Eublepharis macularius is the source of this 2080-nucleotide messenger RNA. Its product is annotated as HLA class II histocompatibility antigen, DR alpha chain-like. The coding region runs from base 31 to 798 and encodes 255 amino acids. Gene Ontology annotation, cellular component: membrane; MHC class II protein complex. Gene Ontology annotation, molecular function: MHC class II protein complex binding. Lineage: Eukaryota; Metazoa; Chordata; Lepidosauria; Squamata; Eublepharidae. The transcript has 5 exons. Gene Ontology annotation, biological process: immunoglobulin production involved in immunoglobulin-mediated immune response; positive regulation of T cell activation; peptide antigen assembly with MHC class II protein complex. The record is from RefSeq and is a predicted model, not a curated record.
ACUCUAUACUGGGCACGUCGCUCCUCUGAGAUGGCAGCGGGAAUGGGGGGCUUGGCUGGGUGCCUGUGGCUACUAUCCCUCCUGGGUGGGCACCUUGUGGCAGCAGAGGACGUGCUGUCACAUGUGGCAUUUGUGCAGCGGACCCUGGCCUCGGAGAAGGGGCCUGCCGAGUUCAUGCGUGACAUCAACGGUGAUGAGGUCUACCACGUGGACUUGGAGCAGAAAGAGACUGUUUGGUGGCUGCCCCAGUUCCCGGAGUUUGUCAGUUUCGAGGCCCAGGGCGCACUGAGCAACAUCGCCAUCCUCCGCUCCAACCUGGACAUCCUCAUGCGCCGCUCCAACUACACCCCAGAGGAGAACGUCCCCCCUCAGGUGACGGUGUACUCGGAAAAGCCAGUGGAGCUGGGGGAGCCCAACUUGCUCAUCUGCCUGGCGGACGAGUUCUCACCACCGGUAGUGAAGCUCACCUGGCUGAAGAACGGGCAGAAGGUGGAGGAGCACGUGCAGGAGACGGUCUUCUACCCCAGCAGAGAGAACACCUUCCGCAGGUUCUCCUACCUGCCCUUCGUCCCGGAGGCCGAGGACGUCUACUACUGCCGGGUGGAGCACUGGGGCCUGGCCCAGCCCCUCACCAAGGAGUGGAAUGCCAACAUGGCUGAGCCCGUCCCAGAGACAGGGGAGAACGUGGUGUGUGGCCUGGGCCUGGUCUUGGGCAUCGUGGGCGUCAUCGUGGGCACCGUCCUCAUCGUCAAGAGCCGGCAGAUGGAUGAGGCCAACUUACGCCGGAGGCCGAUAUGAGUCCUGCCUGCAGCUGCAGACAACUUGGGACAGAAGUAAUUGACAGUAAAUGUGCCACACCCUUCCUGUCGAGCUCUGCCUCUGCCUCUUUCCCGACCUGCAUCCUUUGCUGCUUCUUCCUCGGCCGAGCCCCCUCCUCCUGCAUCAGCGCAGCGCAGAGAAUCCAUUGGGGGAGCAAUUUCCUGAGCCUCAGCAUCCUUCAAUGGGCCCCUCCCACCAAUAUGGUGCCCACACUGAAAUGGCCCUGCAGGGGCUCAGCCAGGUGAAGGGGUCAGAGUGUCCCCCUUGGCAGUGCCCCCAAAGCCAGACCCCAGAGGUCUGCUAGCUCCUGCCCCCAAUGGGCCCACCAUGUUGUUUUCCAUUUCUGCCAUAGUCAAGUGGGACCCCCUUCUCUCAUUGUGCCUUAAUGGUUCUCAUAGGGUCUGUUCCUGUGGCCCUUCCCUAGAAGGGGGUCCUCCCUCCCCUGGAGUCUGCUUGGAGGCCUCAUCCAGUCCAGAGUGCAGGCAGAGAUUUGCACUGAGAUGCUUUCUGUCUCCCCACUUGCUUUGGGGUGUGUGGAGGGUUUGCCUGCCCUAUUUCUGGUCCCAGAGAACCUCUGGGAAGAACCUGCUUGGACUCCUGAGUAGAACAUACCAGCCAUUUUAUUCCUUCCACGUCAGGGACUUGGAGAGAGUCUGCCCUGGUUCUGGGCAUUACAUUAUUAGGUAGUAUUCAUUCUCCCUGGUAGUGGUCAGUUGGUGAGGAAGGGGAGCUGACGGGGCCUCCUUUGGACUGGCUCCUCGUCUGUGACUUUAACAGCAGUUUGGCAGGCAGAAGUAAUGCAGGUGAACCUUUUCUUGGCCUGGAGGAAGAUGGUGGAAAGUCCAUCUGCUUAAUUUCUCUGCUGUUAGAGAAGUGGAGCCAGUAGAAAAGGAAGAAACUGUAGAGAGAGGGAGUGGACAUGAUCCGUGCAGGUGUGGACAGGCAGAGAAGUCAGCAGAAGACUCGGUGUUCUUCAGCAACGCCCCCCCCCCCAUCCCAUAAUGCUGAACUUGGUCCUGGGAAGGAACCCUUCCGUAGCCUGCAGCAUGAAGCCAAAGCAGCUUCCUCUAGAGCAAACCAGCCCUGCACUCCGGCCAGGCUCUUCUUCCAUGGUUCAGGGCUGGGGAGGUGUUUGGGGAGAGAUUUCGCUAUGUAAAUCUGCUUGGGGGGGGCAAGGCCUCUCCAUAGCGAUGCCCCUCCCAACAUUUCCCUAUUGCCAUUUUUCUGAAAAAGGAAUAAAUUGGGUUUUUGUCUUGUCCAA